Saccharomycodes ludwigii is the source of this 2970-nucleotide messenger RNA. It is a transcript of the gene ROT2, whose product is annotated as glucan 1,3-alpha-glucosidase ROT2. The record is from RefSeq and is a predicted model, not a curated record. Bases 1 to 2970 code for a protein of 989 amino acids. Gene Ontology annotation, cellular component: glucosidase II complex. Gene Ontology annotation, biological process: N-glycan processing; carbohydrate metabolic process. Gene Ontology annotation, molecular function: carbohydrate binding; alpha-glucosidase activity. The transcript has a single exon. Lineage: Eukaryota; Fungi; Ascomycota; Saccharomycetes; Saccharomycodales; Saccharomycodaceae.
AUGUUGAACAAAAUACUGUUUUCUUUUUGUCAAUUAUUAAUUAUAUCACAAACAUUGUUCUAUAUCAACAAUAAGUCAGUUUUUGCUGCUGAUGUAUCUGCAUUGACAAAAUGUCAUGAAAAGGGGUUUUGUCAUAGAAAUCGGAAAUAUGCGUCCAACAUUUCAAAAACUCAAUCCAAAUAUUAUAAAAUUAUCCCUGAAUCCUUGGAAUUUAAUAUUAACAAUCAUUCCUUGACUGGUAUAGUCCAGAAACAAUUUGUUAGUAAAGCCACAUUACAAAAAAUGGAGGAAGCAAAAGGACCAAAUGAAGAACUGGAUCAAGACCAAAUAUAUUAUGGACAAAAUGGACCAAUCCAUAUGGGCAAUAAUACAAACCCCAAGGAUGCAUAUAUCGAUAUCCCUAUGACCACUAUUAAGUUUCCAUUUUCUUUAGAUUUUUCAUCAGAAUACGACAACUUGUUUAGAUUUCAACUUGAUGAAGAAAGACUAAUUGAAAACAAGCCUUCCCUACCCAGUUUCUUGGAAUUACAAAGAUACAAUAAAGUUUCUGAUUGGAGUUUUGAAAAUGCAGAUUUUUUUAAUUAUAUUGGUAAAGAUACCGAAGAAAACAAUGAUUUAAUUGUGAACUUUAAAAAACUGGAAGGCUCAGGUUCAAACACUACCUCAGCCAGUGAUACUGAAGAUGAAUAUAUUGAAUUACUUUACAAAGAUAAUUUGAAAAUUGAAAUAUUUAUAGAAGUAUUAUUAAUCAGAGUAUAUUACAAAUCCAAAUUGGUACUAUCUAUUAACGAUCAAUUGUUUUUAAAUGUUGAACAUCUAAGAAAAAUGGCGGAUCACUUUGAAAACAUGGCACCAGAAGAGUUUUCCUUCAAAAGUUUCAAAGAUGCCUCCACUAGUGACAAGAUACCAUUUGGUCCAGAGGCAAUUGCUUUGGAUUUUACCUUUGAAAACAAUGUUACCAAUGUAUAUGGUAUCCCUGAACAUUCAAGUUCAUUAAGGUUGAAAGAAACUACUGAUGAUGAACCGUACCGAUUAUUCAACACAGACGUUUUCAAGUACCCUUUGAACUCUACCAAUCCAUCUUACGGUGCUAUACCUUUUAUGUUUGGUGUAUCUCCAGACUCUGCCACCGGUAUUUUUUGGAACAAUGCUGCAGACACAAGGAUCGAUAUUAAAUAUGAUAAUACUUCGACACUAACCCAUUGGAUGUCUGAAAGUGGUACUUUAGACUUUAUUAUCAUUUGUGGUGAUGGUCCGCAAGAUGUUAUUGGGUCAUUUACCGAUGUUACUGGGAAACCUGCAUUACCAUUACUAUCUUCAAUUGGUUACCAUCAAUGCAGAUGGAAUUAUUAUGACGAACAAGAGAUCGCAGAAGUUAACAGAGAUAUGGAUAUUGCUAAAAUUCCGUAUGAUUUUAUUUGGUUAGACAUCGACUAUACUGAUUCUAGAAAAUACUUUACCUGGGAUUCAUCGAAAUUUCCCGACCCUGAAAGAAUGCUACGCAAUUUGAAUAAACUAGGCAGAAACUUGGUAACAAUUAUUGAUCCACAUUUGAAAACGGAUUAUGAGGUUAGCAACUUAUUGGAUGAACAUGCAUGUCUAUUAAAAAAUAGUAAUAAUGAGAAAUAUAUAGGCCAAUGCUGGCCUGGUGACUCUGUGUGGAUUGAUACGUUCAAGCCGGAGGCUCGCGACUUGUGGUCUGAUUUCUACCAAAAUUUUACCAACAAUGACACAUCUAUAUCUAAUUUACAUAUGUGGAAUGAUAUGAAUGAAGUUUCAAUUUUUGGUGGUCCAGAAACCACUUCUCCAUUGGACAACAUCCACUAUGACGGGGUUGAAGAAAGAUCAGUUCAUAACCUAUAUGGACUAACUGUUCAUGAAGCGACAUACAACGCCAUGAAGAAAAGAUAUUCCAAAUUUAAUAAAAGGCCUUUUGUUUUAACAAGAUCAUUUUUUGCAGGUUCCCAAAGAUCUUCAGCUUCUUGGACUGGUGAUAAUGCUGCUGAUUGGGAGUAUUUGAAGUGGUCUAUCCCAAUGGUUUUAACUGCAAAUAUUGCAGGGUAUCCAUUUAUUGGCGCGGAUAUUGCUGGAUUUUUCGGCAAUCCAUCCCCAGAGUUAAUGGUUCGUUGGUAUCAAACUGGUAUAUGGUAUCCAUUUUUCAGAGGCCACGCUCACAUUGAUAGUGACAGAAGAGAACCAUAUUUAUUGAACUCUCCGUACAAAGAAAUCGUUGCGGAAGCUAUUAGACUAAGAUACCAAUUGCUACCAACCUUUUACACAUUAUUUCAAAAAUCGAGUGUUACUGGUGCACCAAUCAUGGCACCUUUAUUUUAUAAAAAUCAAGAUUUGUCCCAAAUUUAUAACGUUGAUGAUGAAUUUUAUAUAGGAGGAUUAUUACUUAAACCAAUUACUUCAGAAAAUACCAACAGUACCGUUAUGCUAUUUCCAAAGGGUGUUUAUUAUAACUAUACCACUUUCGAAUCGUUUGUAAUAAAAGAUGCAGUUGAAGAGCGGGAAGUUUAUGCGCCACUAGACACUAUACCAGUAUUUAUUGAGGGGGGGAAUAUAAUUUUCAGAAAGGAUAGAUAUCGUAGGUCAAGUAAAUUGAUGGUUAACGAUCCAUACACUUUAUUAGUUGCACCAGACAUUGAUGGUAACGCCUACGGUGAUUUAUAUGUCGACGAUGGGGAAACCUUUAAUUUCAAUGAAAAUAACGAAUAUUUGCAAAUAUCUGUUGAAUUAAAUGGUAGAGAAGGACUAUUGAAAUCCAGCGUAUUGAAUGGAUCCAAACAAUUUGAUCAGUAUGUUACUAAAAUUAUUUUACCUAAAACCCUGCUUUCUUUGUCUUCAGUUGUUUGCAUUGAACAAAAUGGUAAAAUGUGGGAAAGCGAUGUAGAAUUUACUGAGUAUGAAGCAGUGAUAAAAAACCCAAAGAUGUUGAUGAACCAACCUUGGUCAAUUAAAUUUUAG